Molecule: messenger RNA, 735 nt
Organism: Rhodofomes roseus
Lineage: Eukaryota; Fungi; Basidiomycota; Agaricomycetes; Polyporales; Fomitopsidaceae
Exons: 2
Coding region: 305-649 (114 amino acids)
Source: RefSeq, a predicted model, not a curated record
CGGGAGCGCCGAGUGCGCCGCCACGCCGAGCUGCGUGCUCUCCGGGACGAGAUGGGUGAGGACGUCGCCCUCCGUCACGCGCAGGAGGGGCGGAAGAUCCUCCAGGAGAACCUUCGGUCGAUGUGGGCUACCGGUGGACAGAGCGUCCACCUGUAGAACCCGCGCAGCAGACGCACGCCGCGCUCUGCUCAUCAACGCGUCGACCAUCGACGCCACACAGCCUAUCAUUAUUUCUCUUUAUGUUCCUUCCCUUUCGUACUGUACCACCACUCUUUCUUGAUGUCCGACAUGUCGCGAACCCGUGAUGCCCUGCGGGUUCGUGGCAUGCCGUUCAUCGCGCGGGUCAGGACUGUUGGGGGCAUACUUCAGUCUUGACUCGCUUUUUCUUUCCAUUUUCUCUUUCCGUUCUCAUCUCUUGCAUAUGACAUCAGCAUGGACUCGGACAGCAUGGACUCGGCGGAUAACUCUCCGGAUCUCGAUUUGUACGAUACGCGUCUCUUUGUCUCUCUACUAUAUGUCUCACCUUGCAUGUUUCCUGGCUACGGUCUCAACUCAUCUCCUUCGCCUUGAUCUGUACUCUCUAGCUUGCAGUCCUUGCAUCAUUGGACUUGGGAUUCACCGGACCUCUACCAUGUACGGAAACGGUUAGGUAUAUGUUUCGAUAUGUGUCGAUUUGUCUGGUAUCAUCUUGUAGCCAUCCAUAUAGCGUUGAAUGCAUCGCAGUUGAGAUACAUA